Erythranthe guttata (spotted monkey flower) is the source of this 2325-nucleotide messenger RNA. The record is from RefSeq and is a predicted model, not a curated record. Lineage: Eukaryota; Viridiplantae; Streptophyta; Magnoliopsida; Lamiales; Phrymaceae.
AUGUGUGGGAAUGAUAAAAAGAAGAAGAAACAAAAAGUUGAAGAUUUUGUGCAAUCUAUGGCUGGUACAAUUGAAAAGUUUAUAACAAGGGGAAAUAAUACAGUAAGUUCGGGUUCAAAGUCAGUUGAGAAUUCGAUGAACACUGAUUUUUCAGUUGAGGCAGAAUUUGAUUUAAAUAUUGAGGAACAACAUGAAGAUCAAGUGAAUGAAGAACGUGAUAUCUUGGUGAAUGAAGAACCUAGUCAAAAAAAUGAUGAAAAUUCGAAUGAGGAUAAGCAAGAAGGUUGUGAAGCAGGGCCUUUGAAUAUUUACGAUCCCGGAAAUUGGGAUAAGAUUGAUCACAAUCUGAGAAAUAUUUUGGUAGAAAGAGGGCCAAUAAGAAUAACAGAUGAUGACGUCACUUUUCCUAAAGAUAGGAGUGGUAGACAUUUUUCUUGUACAUUUUAUGUCCGAGAUCUGUUAAAUGGGGAGAAACAAGAUAGAAAAUGGUUGAUAUAUUCCCUCGUUGAAGACAAAAUAUUCUGUUUUUGCUGUAAAUUGUUCAAGCAGGAUAAAGUCAUCUCUCGUCUAACUGCUGAAGGGUACAAGGAUUGGAGAAAUAUUGGUAAAAGACUUAAAAGUCACGAAACCAGCAGAGAACACCUUACAUGCAUGAGUAAAUGGAUUGAUUUGCAGAUGAGACUGAAAAAGUACGAGACAAUAAACAAGAGUUUGCAAGUGCAAAUCAAUAAAGAGAGAGAACAUUGGCGACAAGUAUUAUUGAGGAUAAUUGCUCUGGUGAAAACGCUUGCUAAUAAUAAUUUAGCAUUUCGUGGAGAUAAUGAGAAAAUUGAUCAAGAGAACAAUGGCAACUUUUUAAGCUUUAUUCAGAUGAUUGCAGAAUUUGAUCCUGUUAUGCAAGACCACCUCCGGCGUAUUAAGGGUGGAUCGAUUUAUCAUCAUUACCUCAGUCACAAGAUUCAGAAUGAAUUGAUUCAGAUGUUAGCAGGUUUGGGCCUUUUUAAUGUACUUAAUGAUGCAUUGAACAAUCUUGAACUUGAUAUUGCCGACAUAAGAGGUCAAGGUUAUGAUAAUGGGGCUAACAUGAAAGGAAAAUACAAAGGUGUUCAGAGAAGACUACUUGAAGUGAACCCGAGAGCGUUUUAUACACCAUGUGGUUGUCAUAGUUUAAAUCUUACACUUUGUGAUAUGGCCGGUUGUUGUACCAAAGCUGAAUCUUUUUUCGGAGUAGUGCAGCGUAUUUAUACUUUGUUUGCAUCUUCUACAAAGCGGUGGGAUAUUUUAAAACGUCAUGUUCAAGAACUUACACUUAAGCCAUUGUCUCAAACUCGAUGGGAAAGCCGUGUUGAAAGUCUUAGAGCUAUUAGAUACCAAGCACCAAAAAUAAGAGAUGCAUUACUUGACUUGGCAAAUAGUAGAGAAGACGCCAAAACAAAGAGUGAAGCUAAUUCUUUGGUCACUCAUGAACUUGAGAAUUUUGAGUUCUUGUUUGGCAUGAUUAUCUGGCAUAAUGUGUUGUUUACUGUAAACGUUGUUAGCAACAUUCUUCAAGCUGAAGAUAUGGAUAUUGAUGUUGAUAUCAAACAACUUAAGGGAUUAAUUUCCUUUUUUGAGAAGUACAGAGAAAGUGGAUUUUCGGAGGCAAAGGCUGAAGCUAAUGAAAUUGCAAACGAGAUGGGAAUUGAUCCUGUAUUUUCUGAAAAACGCAUCAUUCAUAGAAGAAAACAUUUUGACGAGAGUUCUAGUGAAGAUGUGUUACAAUCAACCGAAGAAUGCUUUAUAGUGAAGUACUUUCUCUAUGUGGUAGAUCAAGCGCUUCUGUCGCUCAAUACCAGAUUUGAACAACUUCAAAAAUAUGAUGAAAAAUUCGGUUUUUUGUUCGACUUCAAGAGACUAAAAUCGAUUGAUGAUGAGGCUUUAAAUACUUACUGUGUUAACCUUGAAGAGUAUUUGAAACACGACACUUGUGAUAUUGAUGGGAUGGAUUUAUGUAUGGAGUUAAAAAUCUUUAGAUAUAUUUUAGCAGAAGAACUGAAAAGGCCGAUUGAAGUGUUGAAUUAUUUGCAGGUUAUAGGCGGUGGUUUUCCGAAUACAUGGAUUGCUUGCCGGAUUUUGUUGACGAUUCCUGUUACUGUUGCAUCAGCUGAAAGGACAUUUUCAAAGUUAAAGUUGAUUAAGUCUUACCUCCGAUCAACCAUGUCGCAAGAAAGAUUAAACGGACUAGCGAUGUUGUCGAUUGAGAAGGAUAUGGUACGAAAGAUUGAUUAUUCGAGUGUUAUUAGUGAUUUUGCUUCAAAAAAUGCUAGAAGGGUAAUAUUUAAGUGA